This is a messenger RNA of Paramuricea clavata, 5699 nucleotides long. NCBI's taxonomy places the organism in Eukaryota, Metazoa, Cnidaria, Anthozoa, Malacalcyonacea, Plexauridae. The record is from the annotation of a GenBank genome assembly.
AUGUCGUAUCACCUGACAUGUUAUCGAAGUUUCACGGACAUCACUAAAUUGGAAAGGGCCCGGAAAAUAGCGGCAAGUGAACCUCCGAAACGCUGCAGUGCUAGUACGGAUGAGCAUGGCGAUCCAGCAGAAAAAGUGCAGCGAACAACUAGACAAUCGUUCGGUGUUAAUUAUGGUAUUGAAGCAACGCCGAGGUCGUCGAAUGUUCUUCCAAAAUGCUGCUUGAUUUGUAAAGAAUCUGGACCUAUAUAUGUCACUAAUACGGUACGAAUUAGUUAAGAUAUUAUUAUUUAAGCAGAUAUUAAAUGCGUGCUUAACGGAUCGGAAGUGCUUCAUAAAAGUAUUAAAAAGAUUACAAACACCUAGAUUUACGCACUGUCGUUUUUAUUUUUUAGGCUUCGAAGAAGCGCGUAAAGCAAGAUCUCUCUCUCGCACAAACGGUAACUGCUGGGCUGCUACAAAAGGCUGCCGAAAUGAGAAAUGAUGAAAGUGUACUCGUACAUAUUAGAGGAAAAGAUUGUGUUGCAGUAGAAGCAAGAUAUCAUAAGAAGUGCUACCAAAAGUACACAAAAGUUUUGUCGAACAUAAAGAAUACGAAACCGCCAGUUACUGAACCCACGGUUUAUGACAAAGCGUUUGAUUUAUUCUGUUUAAACGUUAUGGAGAAAAGAAUAAUCAACAAUAAAGAAAUAUUGCUUCUGAGUUAUCUUCUCAAGAAAUUCAUUGGCAUUGUUAAUGAAAUUGACGGUAGUGAUGUUCCAUACCAAAGCGCGCGCCUAAAGAAGAGGAUCCAAUCACGAUACCCACAAGUAGUCUUUCAUGCGUCUAAAACAAUGGUAAAAGGAACGCUGGUGUACUCUGGCGACAUUGUACCUGGGGAAAUAGCAGAUGAUAUGUUGGAAGCGGAUCGAAGUGAUAGCGAUGAGGAAGACGAUGACGAUGAAGCUGAAAACAACGUAGGCGAAGGUUUAAACCGAAAUGCAUGUGAUAUUGCUCCACAUCAAUUAUUUCACGUAGCAAUGGAAAUUAGAAAGAUGUUGAAGGAAAGCAAAGGCAUUGAUGGAUGGCCCCCUGAUUCAAGUGAUCUGACUCUAGAACGUGCAACGGAAUCGAUCCCAACUAAACUGUUCAACUUCAUCGCUUGGACACUUGGGUAUUCAAACGAACCCGCAAUGGAUGAAAGAGUGGUGAUGUCUCGCAGUCAAAUGUGCAAAGUCGUUUCAAUAUGUCAAGAUCUCGUAUAUGCUGAAGCAAAAGGGAAGAAACAGAUGCAAAAAUCGCUGGCUCUCGGUAUGACUGUGCGCCAAAUUUCUGGAUCAACAAAGCUCAUCAACAUUUUACAUGGACUUGGCCACUCGGUUUCAUCGUCUAUUGUGUGCAAACACGACUCGGCACUGGCUUCGAUUAGUAAUGCAUCUGAUGAUGUGAUUAUCCCAAGGAAUAUCAAUGUUGGGCAUUUUACCACGAUUGUUUGGGAUAAUAAUCACUUUAAUGAGGAAACUCUUACUGGUAAAGGUACCACGCAUGUUGCAAAUGGAAUCGUGAUUCAAAGAGGCGAGCCUGCUCUUAACAGCAAGGUGAUCGUGAGUAAGAAGAUACGUACUGUGAAGGCUCCUGAUCAUGAUAUUCAACCAUACAUCAGCACAAAGAAAGGCGUACCAUUACUAUGUCAAGAUAGCGCUGAACUUGAUCUAGACAUUCACAACAAUCAUCAGCUCCAACUACCUGGAAUAAAUCUCGACUUUGCUUACAUAAUAUGCCGAGUAUGUUCGUUCGAUAUUGGAGAUAUCAUACCUGGGUGGUCAGGAUUUAACAGUCAGAUGGUUGCAAAUGUGCCUGAUGUAUCUAACAUCGGUUACCUUCCAGUGAUCGAUAGUCCAGCCACAGACUUGGCAACAGUCAACGAGAUGCUGAAACAGAGUGUUUCCAUUAGCCAACGCCUCGAGCUUCCUGAAAUCGUUCUUGUAUUUGAUGAAGCUAUCUAUGCAAAGGCUCAGAUGAUAAGAUGGAAGGAAGAAGAAUUUAGAAAUCGAAUUGUCGUUCGACUUGGAGAAUUUCAUACAAUUAUGUCGUACUGUAGUGGAAUUGGUAAGAUUUUCCAGGAUGCUGGUUUAAAGGUAAUAACUAAUACACUGUGAAUGGUCGCUGCAUGCAAAUAACUGAGAAAUGUGCAAUUCUAUAUAUGGUCUAUGUUCCUGUACCUGCAUGCACGUUUAUGGUUUAUUUUUAACCAUUGUUCUGUUUCAUGUUUUAGGAUAUAAUGAUAGAAUCCGAGAUUGUUGCAUCGGGUUCUGUUAAAGGGGUUCUUACAGGGAAGCACUACAACCGAUGUAUCAGAGCGCAUAAAGUGGUUUUCGAGGCAAUGCAACGACUUCGUUUCUUAGCCUUUUACGAGUCUCUACCAGAUAACGAAGCUGAGAAGCUGAGUUCUUUCAGUGUUGAUUUGCUCGACAGUAUUGAUGAAACCCUGCCUGAAUUCUGUUCGAAUGACGAUCGUUUCAUCGCUUGGAAAGAGGCGUUCAAUUCGUUCGUAAAGAAGCGUAGUGAAGAAAACCCUACCUUUUUGUUUUGGUCUACUUACAUCGACAUGAUCCAGUUGUUGUUACUGUUCGUUCGAGCAACAAGAACGUCCGACUGGCAGUUACAUCUUUCCGCCCUGAGGUCAAUGAUCCCAUGGUUCUUUGCUACCGAUAGAGUCAACUAUUCCCGAUAUGGGCCCUGCUACUGGCUGGAAAUGUCUUUACUUGAAAGCACGCAUCCCUGUGAGUUCUUUAAUGAAGUCUCAGUUUGUAUAUACGUGUAUAUAUUUAUUGCAUUUACUAAGAGAAUAAAUCAGGAGAGAACAAUGCUUUAUAAAAAGUGGUAAUAUACUUCAAUAUAAUAAUUAUGUUCAAAAUGUAAAGCUGUACCAUCAUUGUCAUAAUUUUCUUACAGAUGUUGCUGAAAAUAUUGAAGACAACUGGACUGUGCAAAGACAGAAGGACCGUCAAUUCUCUAGUGUACCGUGUGAUCAGACAAUCGAACAAACCUUAAACAAGGAUUCCAAGAUGAAAGGUGGCUUAGUGGGUUUCACUUUAAAUAGAGGAGCAGUCCACCGCUGGAUUUUGGGGCAAGCUGAAAGAAGCGCAAUCUCGAGAAUGUGUCAAGACAUGGCAAAUAUAUCAGAAGUAACAAGGUAUAGUAUAUUAAUAGAAUAUCCUUGAUUCUAUAGACAUUUUUACAGACAGCCUUGAAAUGCAGCAUAAUGUUCUGAUGUUAAAUGUAAGCUCUAGUUACCAUCGUUGUAUUCACAAUCUUGCAGAGGACUAAAGGACUUGGAUAAAACUAGAAUCAAGUAUGAUGCUAAUGCUGUCGCAGACGUUAUGGAGUUGGUCAACACGAUGAUAAACCCUUUCGAUAACGAGUAUCCAUCCCUUGUGCAUUUGUGUAAUGGAUCUGUCGCCUCUGAUGAUGUUGAAUCUGACAUGAAGAACAUGUACGAAAGAGGUGAAGCUGCAGCAGUGAGUUAUAUAGAUACAAAUAUCCUUUCGGAGAAUCCUGAUAUCUACACGCCAAUUAAGAAGAUGAAUUUACGAACAUUCUCUUCCAUGAACAAGAAGGUUAGAAGCAAGACAAAGAAAGGUGAGAUUGUGGCGUUGAAGAAUUCAAAGAAUUUGUUUGCUAAGAUGGUCCUCAUUGCAAGAAGCCGAGAUCUGGAUAUGAAAGAUGUUCUGCAGUAUUCGUUGAGACCGUUCCCAUUACCUUUAGCAACCGUGGAGGGAAAUCUCGUAAAGACCACCAAGUCAAAGUUGCUCAACACAAUUGAGAGUGAAACUCAAGAUGCAUUUGUGGAAAGCGUUGAUGGCGAAAGUGCUCUGAUCGUUGAUGCAAUGGCCAUACUUCAGAUGAUGAAGGUAGCUUCAAGCACGUUUGGUGAGCUAGCGCAUGAUUUGUUGAUAAAAAUUAUAAAGAUGGCGACAUUGUCAAGAUCGAAAAGAAUUGAUUUCGUUGGCGACCGGUAUCCAACACACAGCAUCAAGAACCUAGAACGGGAGAAACGCAGUGAAGGUGGAUCGUUCUUGGUGAAGAUUUACGGUGAACAACAGCGUGUUCCUCGUCAAUGGAAAAAGUUUUUGUCCAAUGGAAAGAACAAAGAAGAGUUGAUGAAAUUCCUUUUCGAAGUUUGGAGCAUAGCAAAUCCCCAACUUCUAAAUGGUGUCGAGGUCUUCAUCACACACGAAAACAAAUGCCACAAAUUAACAGAAUCGAAUAAUGUUUUGAUCUGCUGUAAUGUCGAAGAACUAACAUGUGAUCAUGAAGAAGCAGACACCAGAAUGGUACGCACAUUAAAAAAGGAAGUAACCAAGCGACUGUAUUUAUAGACAGAUGCGGAAAUUCACUUUUUCCGGUGGGGGGGGGAGCAAAGCCUUCUAAAUUUCCGACAAAACUUUCAAAUUUCCGACAUACCCCCAUUUGCACUUGAAAAGAAAAAGCCCUUUUUUAGGUCAAAAAGCCCCACCAAGAUUUCCGCCACUGUUUAUAGAGGGUAAAACUUAACAUAAUCCCCCAAAACUAGUAAGGUGCAUGGUCAAGUGAUCAGUGUAACAAACUUGUUUAUACUAUUCACAAUUCAAGUUUUCUUUAGGUAUGCCAUGCUAAGAACGCAUCUCUGAUGUACCCAAAUGUCAUUAUAAAAAGUCCAGACACGGACGUGUUUUUCAUUGCUUUGAAUGCAUGUUCCAAAAUCAGUGCACAGAUAUUCUUCGAGACCGGGAAUCAAAACAAAAGAAGAAUAAUUUCCCUUGAGAAGGUUAAGCAACACGUAGGUUCCCAGUGGUGUUCCGCGUUUGUUGGAUUCCACAGCUUCACAGGUAUAUUAAUAAUAAAAUCCAUACGAUAAAAGCUAGUAUAUUUUAUUGGCUUGAUCCAAUUGCUUUACACUAAUAUUCCUGGGAUAUUAGUAACAGCUAUUAGGUUUUUUGUGAAAAUAUUAACUACACUGGACAAAUGCAUAAAUGGUCUGGCGUUCUCAUAACGUUCGCUGUAAUUACCUUUAUAAUUUUUAUCAUAUUGUCCAUCUCGUAAUUUAAGGUUGUGAUACUACAAGUUCGUUUCACGGAAAAGGAAAAACCACUACUUUAAAAGUAGCAAGAAGCAAAGAUGUGCAUUUAUCCUGUUUCGCAAAUUUGGGCACAUCCGUAUCACCAUCAGAUGAGAUAAUACUUCAGUUAUCCAAUUAUGUAUGCCACCUUUAUGGCUAUGAACACCAGUCUGAUGUAAACCUAGUCCGGUACCUUGCCUUUAAAGCUGGGAAAUACGAGGAAGAGAUGCUACCACCUAAUGAAGAUUCUCUUUUGCUACACAUUUAUCGCGCCGUUUACCAAUGUUAUAUUUGGAGAAAUGCUACACAACCCAUUCUUAACCUUCCAAAUUUCACCGAGCAUGGUUGGACUAUUGAUGAGAGUGGAAAGGUCUGUGUCAAAUGGAUGAGUCUUCCUCCAGCUCCUGACUCUAUGCUUGUGUUGGUAAACUGUAAAUGUACUAAGGGAUGUGAGAACAACCGAUGUUCGUGUAAAAAAUCUGGUUUACAGUGUACCGAUGUGUGCAAAUGUUGCGACUGCAAGAACGGUAAAGCAGACAGCGAUGACCCAGAUGAUAGUGAUAAUGACGUAUUUGACUGUAGUGAUUGCUCAAGUGAUAGUGAACAAGAAAGCGAUUAG